This is a messenger RNA of Sinocyclocheilus anshuiensis, 263 nucleotides long. RefSeq names its product non-lysosomal glucosylceramidase-like. NCBI's taxonomy places the organism in Eukaryota, Metazoa, Chordata, Actinopteri, Cypriniformes, Cyprinidae. The transcript has 2 exons. Gene Ontology annotation, molecular function: beta-glucosidase activity. Gene Ontology annotation, biological process: central nervous system development; carbohydrate metabolic process. The annotation marks the transcript as partial. The record is from RefSeq and is a predicted model, not a curated record.
ACAGAUGAUGAGCCAUGGGUUCGUGCCAAUGCAUACAUGAUCCAUGAUACAGCUGACUGGAAGGAUCUGAACUUGAAGUUUGUGCUGCAGGUGUACCGAGACUAUUACCUGACACAGGAUGAGCAGUAUCUGAAGGACAUGUGGCCCAUAUGCCAGACAGUUAUGGAAGUGGAGUUGAAAUUUGAUAAGGAUGGUGAUGGGCUGAUAGAAAAUUCUGGCUAUGCAGACCAGACUUAUGAUGGAUGGAAGGUGACAGGACCCAG